Molecule: messenger RNA, 2856 nt
Organism: Salvelinus sp. IW2-2015
Lineage: Eukaryota; Metazoa; Chordata; Actinopteri; Salmoniformes; Salmonidae
Source: RefSeq, a predicted model, not a curated record
CCUGGGCUUCYAAUCCCUCUGUGCUGCACGRCAAUUCGACAGUAUAUUCGCCGCUYGAGAGACGGAACCAGGGGGACACGUUGUAGACCUCCAAAACYAUUUUACGGUGAUGCGUUAGCGACAGUAGGGUAGAUGAGAGUUGGGAUCACUCAAACCACGAGAACGCGAAAUUAAACCGCAGUUAAUGUCAUGUUUGGAAGUUUGACAGAUCUCGUAAAACAGAGUAUAUUCUUUGAAUGUUAUUGUAAUUCUGGGGUUGACAUACAGUAGGAGUGGGAGUUUCUGUAAUCGCAUGUCCCCCUUAUCCAAUGGACACGCAUUUGGAGACCCCUGGUACACCAAGUAGACCUAUGAAAUUACUUCUGUAAUGUGGAUUGCAAUUUUAUUUGAAAAAAAUAAAGGUCUACUUCAGAACAAUGUGAGAAGAUACGCGUCCUGGAUUUUCAUGUUUCUGGAUAUCUUGAAAAUUAUUGGCAACAGCUGAAAGUCGCUAUGCUCAAGGGAUUUCUGCUCAGGUGUCUUGCCUGCUCCGACAGUGGGACCAAAAUGGAUUUGACGCCACUGCAACCCCCCGUCCCCCAUUAACAGAAAUUCUAACAGUUCUUACACGUUGUUAUUAAACUACGGUUUUAAAUUUGACAAAUGCUUUGGAAGAAAUCGCAAGACGACCSGCAUGGAUUUUAAAUCGACAUUUGCAUUUGGAAUUUCAAUCAUGAACUUUGUUGACAGUUUGAUAACCUUAUUUCUCCUGACGCUUCUGUAUUUGUCAGCUGUCAAGAGUGCCCACAUACCGAAAGAAGGAUGGAGGAUUUCGCAUGACGGCGCCCCAGGCUACAAUGUUUUUAGUGCUUCAGUGCAGAAGGUACCAAGCUUUGUGGGGCUGAGAGAGGGAUUGAAAGAGGGAGUCAGUACAGAAGCAUACCAGAGCCACAGUGAGAGAGGAAAUGAGAGAGACACCUUGAUGGUGAUAUCCUUCAUGGAGGUGUACAAUAAGAGCCUAUGUCAGCCCAGGGAGCUGCUGGUAGAGAUCGCACAGGAGUACCCAGAGGAGGUAGAACAUAUCUUCAUCCCAUCCUGUGUGGUGCUGACGCGCUGCGCAGGCUGCUGCAACGAUGAGAUGCUAGAGUGCACGCCAACCUCCACGCAUAACAUGACCAUGGAGAACACAGUGCAUGUGAAUGCAGGCCAAAGAAAGAAGUGAAAGAACAGAGACAAAAAAAACCCCGGAAAGGCAAGGGCAAAGGCCAAAAGAGAAAGCGAAAGAAAAACCAUGACCAAAAGAAUCGUGAAGCUCAGUGCGAGCCAUGUUGUGAUGGCUGUUCAGAGAGGAGGAAGCAGGGGUUCAUCCAGGACCCUCUGACCUGCCAGUGUUCCUGCAGAAACUCCAAUGCCCACUGCCGGGCGCGUUACCUGGAGCUCAACGAGAGGACCUGCAGAUGUGACAAACCAAGAAGAUGAGAGGCCAAACUUCAGAUGAAAUGACAUGAUGGAAUAUUCACAAGAUGUUUCACAGCUCAGCACUUUGAACUUUAAACUCUAAGCUCAUUUUCUCUGUGGAAAGCAUUCCUCUGGACUGACUGAGAAACAGCAGAGAGAGAAAGAGAAAGAGAAAGAAAAUGAACAGACAGAAAAAUCAUCCCAAUGUAGAUCUGUAUAUACUAAAGUAUAUACUAAAAGUACAGAAUUUUUAUUGCUGCUAAAAGAAAACUAACUAAAACCCAUCAUUAUAAAAAAGCAAACAGCUGUGUGGUUUUGUAUUUCACUGGCGUGUGACCGGACUGCAGUUUUGUUGUAAUUUCAUUUAUGCAAAUUCUUCACUGGAUAUAUAUGAGGGGUUAUGUGUCGAAUCAGAAACAACAACCUAGCUAUGUGAUACAUAUAUCAGCAGAAAAGAGGAGGAAGAGAAGAAGGGAGAACAUUCUUGGAGGGAUGGAAAGUACUGACCCAUAGACUCCCGUUGCAGGAACCCAAUUGCAAUGGCAGGACAGGCAAUGGGAAAACGGGGAUCUGUCCCUUUGUGACAAUUUCUUUUACCUGAAAGCAAGUUCUAGAACUGAUGCGUAGAACUUGUGGAAUGCUAGAACUGUCUUUUGCUGCCCUUUCUAGCAGUGGAACUGGAUUUGGAGUGCCAUUAAUACUUCUAAAGGGAUACUGAUGAUUGAUUUUGGUAUACAUGGAAACCUCUAGAAACAACUGAUACUGUAGCUUGAUUCCAUUGAGAAACUGUGCCUCACAAACUGUGCUGAUCACUUCAGAGUGAGAAAUCCUGAAUCUGCUUCUUAAAUUAUUAUAUUUUUUUCGGAGGGGAGGGGGAUGGUACGCUGUCUGCGGUUGAACUCAAUACAGAAUGCAAUAGUAUCGAUGGCAAGCUGUCUGUCUGUAUAUAUACUAUACAUACUUAAUAUCCCUUAUGUCAUUGUUCACUAUAGAUAAUUUAUAAUGUUAGAGUAUUUUCAGUAUUCAGUCCUCUACCCGUAUUUAAUUUGAUCUAUUUAUAUAUACAGUGUUAUGUUCUUUUGGGUUUCCCCCCUCCCCGCUAUGUGAUGUCAUUAUCGUCUCCUCUCUGCCUAGCUACAAGGAGACACUGCUCUUGGCUUUUAUAAGAAAGGAAAAUCUUUAUGUAAACAUUCCUCAAAUGGAUCAUUUGUAUGGACGGCCUUUUUAAGGUGGGGGUGCUGCGUGUGAUUUUCACCCUGCUCGUGUGUGCGUGUGUGUGAGUGUGAGUGUGAGUGUGUGUGUGUGGGGGGGGGGGGGGGGGGGGGGUUUAGAGGCAGAGUAGGCUUAUGCUUGUCUUGAGCUCCACCACGCAAAUAACAAUAAACCCUUGCUAAAAGAAAGCUCGGCCUACCAAGUCAA